AUGACGAAAGCACUGGCGGGUUUCCAAGCACUCGCUUCAGUUUGCAUUGACAGUCGGCCCACAAAGCUGGGUGACCACAGUCAGCUCCGGGACCUCCGCCGGCUCCUGCACCUCCGCCGGCUCCUGCCCCGCAGCCCGAGCGCGCCUGCGUGCCGGAGCCCCUUUGUUGCUCCGCCGCCGGAGUCUGGCUGCGCCUGCGUGGUGGGCGGGCGCCGACAAGUGCGCUGCGCCGCGGGCACCGGCCGGGGGCGAGCAGACUUGAGCCGCCGCCGCAGCCGUUGCGACCGUCUCAGGGGAGUUCAGAGGGCCGGGCGGCGGGAGACUUCCCACAAGGUGGCUGAGAUGUCGUCCACUGCGGCUUUUUAUCUUCUUUCCACCGUGGGAGGGUACUUGGUGACUUCCUUCUUGUUGCUCAAAUACCCGACCUUGCUGCACCAGAGAAAGAAGCAACGAUUCCUCAGUAAACACAUCUCUCACCGCGGAGGUGCUGGAGAAAAUUUGGAAAAUACGAUGGCAGCCUUUCAGCAUGCAGUUACAGUUGGAACUGAUAUGUUGGAAUUGGACUGCCAUAUCACAAAAGAUGAACAAGUUGUAGUGUCACAUGAUGAGAACCUAAAGAGAUCAACUGGCGUCAAUGUAAACAUCUCUGAUCUCAAGUACUGUGAACUCCCACCUUACCUUGGAAAACUGGAUGUCUCAUUUCAAAAAGCAUGCCAAUGUGAAGGAAAAGAUAACCGAAUUCCAUUACUGAAGGAAGUUUUUGAGGCCUUUCCUAACACUCCUAUUAACAUCGAUAUCAAAGUCAACAACAGUUUGCUGAUUAAGAAGGUUUCAGACUUGGUGAAGCAGUACAGACGAGAACACAUAACAGUGUGGGGUAAUGCCAGUUAUGAAAUUGUAGAAAAGUGCUACAAAGAGAAUUCAGAAAUUCCUAUACUCUUCAGUUUACAACGUGUUCUGCUCAUUCUUGGCCUGUUCUUCACUGGCCUCUUGCCCUUCGUGCCCAUUCGAGAACAGUUUUUUGAAAUCCCAAUGCCUUCUAUCAUAUUGAAGCUAAAAGAACCACACACCAUGUCCAGAAGUCAAAAGUUUCUCAUCUGGCUUUCUGAUAUUCUACUAAUGAGAAAAGCUUUGUUCAACCACCUCACUGCCCGAGGCAUUCAGGUGUAUGUUUGGGUAUUAAAUGAAGAGCAGGAAUACAAAAGAGCUUUUGAUUUGGGAGCAACUGGGGUGAUGACAGACUAUCCAACAAAGCUUAAGGAUUUUUUACAUAAUUUUUCAGAAUAGAAAAGGAGGUACUCAGAAGCAUUCGAAGAAAACAUGAAAAGACCUAAGGAAAAAAAAUUGUUAUUAUUUCCCUAAGCCAUUUCCAGAACAGUAAAAGGUUUAAUCAGUUAAGUGUUUAUUACCUCAUUUUUAAGCCUGUCUGAGAAUGUAGAAACUAUAUAUUGUAUAUUUAUUUUAAACAAGAUUGCAUAUUUUACAUUUGUAAAUAGUUUGUUUAGAAAGAUAACUGGUUAUGAGAUGUAAGUAGAAGAUUAUUGAUCAAGAUUUCUGUAUAUGAUGCAGUAUUCUACUAUUGUAAGUAAUUCUGAAAUCAAAGACUAUUGGAUGACUUUGACAUUAGCCUUCACUGGAAUAAGAUCAACUAAUUAGUAAGACAGAAUUAUUGAAGGCCAUUACAGCUAUCCGAGUUGUCUUGUUAUUUCCAGGUACAUCUUAGUUAAAGGGGAAAAAUACAGUAGAAAGAGAGCUUGGAAAUCAGUGAUGUAGUUGUCUGACGAGUUGUACAUUUUUAAUAGAAAGCAGACUCAAAGAAAUAACUGAAAGUUUAUUACAUGAUCAGAAAUAAAAUCUAUAGACUGAAUUCGAAUUUCUUGUUUGCUGUUGUCAAUAGAGACAUUCUAUUUGGACUCUUUUCAGGUGUAUAGUAAUGCUACUGUGUCUUUUUUUUUUUUGUAAACAUUAAAAUUGGACUUAAUAAUUAUAAAUUAAGACAAGAUGCAAAUAGUCACAUUUUUGUUUCCUCUAAAGAAAUGUACAUUUUUCAUUGUUGGCAAUAACUGUCUGGGCCUACAUCCAGACUUUAAAUAACAUCUUGAAUCCUAAUAAUCAUAUGAAACUGAUGAAAGUGCAUAUCGUUGUGUUUAAUACUUAUAGUAUAAACCACCUGCUCCUGAUCUUUAAGAAUUUAUUCUUCUGAGUAUUAAGUGGAAACAGAAUUCCUCAAAGCAUUAGGCAUCACUUUCUCAGAUUUCCUGAUGUGACUUCAUGUAAAUGUUUCUAAUCUUUUUGACUUAUUUUCAUGAUCUCUUUGGGAGGUAAGUGUAAUCUGGAACAAUAAGCAUCUUAUCCCUAGAUUACAUCUCUCAUUUGAAGUUUGCCAGCUAACAGCUACAAAGGGUGAUCAUACUCUCCCUCCCAUCCCUG
Messenger RNA from Hippopotamus amphibius kiboko, 2430 nucleotides. It is a transcript of the gene GDPD1, whose product is annotated as glycerophosphodiester phosphodiesterase domain containing 1. Gene Ontology annotation, molecular function: phosphoric diester hydrolase activity; phosphatidylcholine lysophospholipase A1 activity. Gene Ontology annotation, cellular component: endoplasmic reticulum membrane. Gene Ontology annotation, biological process: N-acylethanolamine metabolic process; glycerophospholipid catabolic process. Lineage: Eukaryota; Metazoa; Chordata; Mammalia; Artiodactyla; Hippopotamidae. The record is from RefSeq and is a predicted model, not a curated record.